AGUCAAGAGAAAAGAUAAAUUUGUGCUUGAAAAAUAUUGUUAUUAAAGCGGUAUCAUUAUUAUUUUCGUUAAAUUUCACAUUUUUUAUUAAAUGAAUGUGAGUUAAAAACAUUUCAAGUUUAUCGAGUGGCUGCAUUGCCGAAAGUUGUCCAUUAGCGAUGGGCACCUUGGAGGAAAGCGUCGUCGGCAUAUUCACAAAACACAGUUUGAUGCUGCUCAAGAUCACGGGCUUGUGGCCCAUGGGCAGAAAACACCGCAGGGCCAGCGCUUAUCUCUUCAGGAUUUCCAUUCUGCACUUCUGCCUCGCCUUGGCAGCGCAGGUCCUCAGUCUGAUUUUCGAUGAAGAGAAAUCUUUUGAAUCUGUCGUUCCGACGGUUUUGCAAACUCUCAUGGUAAUCUCGAUGAUACUCAAGUCGAUUUUCAUCGUUAACAACAGAACAGAAAUCAGAGCGCUGCACUUCUUCUGGGACGAUGAAAAGGGUGUUCGAUUGGCAAUUACAAGAGCCCUGCCUGAAAUUCGCAAAGUUUAUUUUGCAUACGCGCUGUCACUGAUCGCCAGUGGAUCUUUCUGGCUGACCGAGCCCAAAGUGACCGACCAAAAGCUCGUCGACGCUCAUCCCGAGCGAUCAAAACUACCCCUCAACGGGUGGUACCCGUUCGACCUGGACAGCGACCUAAAUUUCCGCUUGGUUUACGUCCACCAACUGUUUUCAGUGAUGCUGAUAGGCACGGUCUCGCACGGAUGCAACCUGCUCUUCUUGACGUUCAUCAUAUUCGUCAGCAAUUUGCUUGCCUUCUUCAUCGAGAAGCUGGAAAAAGUGCCGCAGACUGAGAAUAUCGAAGAAAGCGUCAAGGACUGCGCACAACUGAAAAUUAAAAUUGACAGAUUUACAAGGGAUGUUGGAAGGAUUUUCUCUAAAGUGGCCUUUGUGCAAUUUGCACAGUCAACUAUGACUUUUGUUAUUUCAUCGUUUCGAGCCACCGCUCCUGGCCUGAGUUUAAAAGAAAAGGUGCUGUACAUGCAAGGGUUCUACACUCAGUUCAUCUAUCUAUAUCUGAUCUGCAGAUACGGGGGAGAGAUUAUUCACAAAUCUUAUGAAAUUUUAAAGAAAAUUUACUUUUGGCCUUGGGAGGAUUGGAAGCAAGAGGAGAUCGACAUGAUGCUGAUGAUGUCCAACGCCAAUCAGAAGCCUCUAAAAUUAACCGCAGGUCUCUACACCCUUUCAUUGGAAUUUUUCUUGCGCGCUUGUGGACUUGCCAUAACGGGCUACCUCCUUCUUCAAAAUAUCCGCAACAGCAAGAUUUGA
Neocloeon triangulifer is the source of this 1307-nucleotide messenger RNA. RefSeq names its product odorant receptor 46a-like. Bases 159 to 1307 code for a protein of 382 amino acids. Gene Ontology annotation, cellular component: plasma membrane. The record is from RefSeq and is a predicted model, not a curated record. The transcript has 7 exons. Lineage: Eukaryota; Metazoa; Arthropoda; Insecta; Ephemeroptera; Baetidae. Gene Ontology annotation, biological process: sensory perception of smell; detection of chemical stimulus involved in sensory perception of smell. Gene Ontology annotation, molecular function: odorant binding; olfactory receptor activity.